Patiria miniata (bat star) is the source of this 1657-nucleotide messenger RNA. RefSeq lists its product as uncharacterized. Lineage: Eukaryota; Metazoa; Echinodermata; Asteroidea; Valvatida; Asterinidae. The transcript has a single exon. Gene Ontology annotation, biological process: negative regulation of T cell proliferation; cell surface receptor signaling pathway; T cell costimulation. Bases 1 to 1641 code for a protein of 546 amino acids. The record is from RefSeq and is a predicted model, not a curated record. Gene Ontology annotation, cellular component: external side of plasma membrane.
AUGGGAUUUCACUCAAAGAAUGAUCUGUUCGGGCUGUUUGAGACUUUGAUUUGGGCUGCUGUAGGGUGCUACGUUCUGAUGAGUUUCGUUUGCUGCUUGGUUCAUAACGGUAGAGUACAAGCCAUCGUUCUCACACGUGGUGGGGAUUUGCCACCGGACGAAUACACUGAAGUAUCGGCAGGCCAAGCACUGACUUUGACCUGCUCUGUGUCGUCGCAUCCUGAUGACCAAAGGAGCGUUCGUUGGCUGAUAGGUAGUCUCGAUAAUGUGAUUACAACGAAUUCCGAAAUACGGACGGCCGAUUCUCGUGUUUCAGUGUAUGUGUUUAUAGAGAAUAAUCAUCAUACUUUCUCUUUACACAUUGCAAACGUAACAAUAUCAGAUUCCGGAAGAUACAUUUGUAGUGCCAGAUGGACCGGUAGUUAUCCGUAUCGCUGGGGCAAUGUCUACGUAUCAGUAAAGAACUUCCCACAAGAGAGCCCGAUAUGUUCAAGCAAUGCUUCAGACAUUUCUCCUGCAAACCAGAUUGUGUGGUGUGACUCGAUGCAGGGAUACCCCAAUGUGACCAUAAGAUGGACCGUGGAAUCAACGAGCGAGGAACUAAAUGGCACGUUGGAACACUACACAGACGAGACGGGACAAGAACGUGUAAAGAACGUACUUGAUUUGUCCCAACUGACGCAGCCGUACGCAAAUCUCGUGUGUACGGUCACCGGUUCGGCUUUUCCAGGCCUUAACAAGACCUGCAACAUCAUCAUCAUUCUACCGGUCGAACCAAUUACAUCAAGCCUGCCACCGGCCACUCAGUCUGUCACAACGGUACAGACCAAAACGGACGCUCAAUUAACCACAACGGACGCACGUGGUUCGCCUGGUAUAAACACUUCAACCCUAGUGCCAGCGGUGGUCAUACCUAUAUUAUUGAUAACACUCCUUGUCUCACUGAUUUGCAUCAAACAAAAGCGGCGAGGCCCUGGCUCUAAGAACAGAGACAACAACCCGGGUAGAAAUUCCGCAACGAGCACAACAAGAGAUGAGAGAAAUGUAAGCGUUAUCGUCCCAUACUCGGUCACCAUAAUGGAUAACAGAGGAGGGACCGAGCGACCCUGUCAACCAGCGGGCGAGACGGGACACCUCGGCGGGAGGAACUCGCGCGAAGCCCCUUAUGAAGUUCGAAUAGGCCCCGCUGGAUCUGCCGUUGUGGAAAAAGAGCCCAACAAAUCAAAAGUCACUAACAGCCAAAAUCCCAAUGUGUCAUAUAUCAACACAGUUUUCGGCAAUGCUGAUGACUAUCUCGUCCCUAACAGCCACGGACCACCGGAAAGUGACUCCCAUUACGAGCACGUUAACGUAGAUGCUGACAAUAAACGCGUUACGGACGUAACAAGUAACACGCCACUGGAUGAAACACCGUAUGAAGUUCAGCUAGAAGUUUCUAGAAGAUCUGCCGAUUACAUGGAAAUACCGGAGCCGAAGACUAAUACAGGGGACGGUCACCAUCCCAAUGACGGUGCACGCUGCAAGAAUCCUGCAGACGACGGUGGCUACCUUAUCGCCAACUGCCACAGAACACCGGAAGAUGACUUUCAUAAGUACGAGCAGGUUAACACAAGUGUUGCCGGUAAUGGACCCCUUGCGUGAACACUUGGUGGCGCUU